Poeciliopsis prolifica (blackstripe livebearer) is the source of this 1423-nucleotide messenger RNA. RefSeq names its product periphilin-1-like. The record is from RefSeq and is a predicted model, not a curated record. The transcript has 10 exons. Lineage: Eukaryota; Metazoa; Chordata; Actinopteri; Cyprinodontiformes; Poeciliidae. Gene Ontology annotation, cellular component: nucleoplasm. The coding region runs from base 223 to 1212 and encodes 329 amino acids. Gene Ontology annotation, biological process: protein localization to heterochromatin; negative regulation of gene expression, epigenetic; negative regulation of DNA-templated transcription.
UGUGGUGUCGCUUCUGCAGUGUUCCUACUGUACUUUCUGUUGUAAGCAGAGAGGAAAGAAUCAGCAAGAAGCAACACGAAUUUAAUUUUGCAUCCAAACAGAGAUCGAUAAAAGGACAAUGUAAGACAGACCUCUCCGGAAGGGGCAUACUGGAUUCAUUCUUCGGUUUGUUUUUCUCAACUGAGGCAUCAUCAGCACACAGAGCAGAGAAUCUAACCUGAAAUGGCUUAUCAGCAUGGUCGAAAAUCUAUCAGAGAGGCAUAUGAAGAAUGCUUUGCGCCAACGGAUGCGAGAGAGGUAAUAGUUCAUCGAGUUGUCAAUAUUAUUGACAAGAGGAACCCUAUGCCACGCCCGGGGUUGGAAUUUGACAGAGGAUAUGAAGACCAGCGGUAUGGAGGCCCUCGCAACUACCAAAGUGGAAGAGGAUAUCACAGCGAAGACGGUUAUCAACCUGAUGACAGUCAGUACUAUGAUGAAAACUUAAACUAUGGCAGCUAUCGAAGAAAUUCUCCACCACAUCGAAAUGAAGGCUCAUAUCCCCAGCAGAGUUACAGCAGAGAUGACUUGAGGCAUCAGUUAAGCUCAAGGAACAGGAGCAGAGGUCACAAUCUCCGAAAGAGAGGUCGAGGGAGUGGUCCUCCUCCAAGGGAGGAUUAUGAGGACUACAGGUCCUCUAAAUCCCUGGUCAUCACUCGGGAGCGCUCACCUGGAAGGAGGGAAGGCCAUCCGCCCACCCGAUCCGGAUCCAACUCCAAAAGGAGCUCCUCUCCCGACCGGGACAAAGGCUACACAUACCAGCAGAAGCACAAGUCCAACACAACAAAGAGCUACACUCCCAGCAGCUCUGGAGAGGGCUCUCCUCACCGCUCACUCUCUGCUAAGGAAAAACCAUCAGCAUCUGCAGCAGAGACGGAGGAGGUCGCGGCUGCCUGCACGGAGCCAAAGCUGACGCCAGAGGAGGACUUAAAGGCACGUCGGUCGGAGGCCAUUAUGGCUAAAGUUGCCGAAAUUGAGAAGAGUUACAGGCAGGACUGUGAAAUAUUCCGCUCAGUUGUUAAGAUGCUGGUGGACAAGGAGCCCAGUUUGGAUGGUCUGCUGCAAGCUCCGCUGGACAAGAACUUGUUGGAAAUUCGGCAACGCUGCCUCGACGCCAUUAAAACUUUCGUGGUGGAGCUGGACGAGAUCUUGGAGCAGCCGGACGCGACAGCCUGACAUGAUGAUGGCAGACUGCUAAAAAUGACAAUGUAAAGUCACGUGGACAUGAGCUGGAAAUCUGAGGACUAAAGAAAAACUAAUUUUUUAUUCAUGUUUUUCACAUUCUGUUUAUCGUAAUACUACAGAUGGAAGGUUUUGUAAAUGACUAAACAUAAUAUGUUGAAGUAUAUACAGUAUUGAUGUGUUAAAAAGCAACCAAAUGUAAAAC